Microtus ochrogaster (prairie vole) is the source of this 3534-nucleotide messenger RNA. It is a transcript of the gene Palb2, whose product is annotated as partner and localizer of BRCA2. Gene Ontology annotation, molecular function: DNA binding; protein binding. The transcript has 12 exons. Gene Ontology annotation, biological process: double-strand break repair via homologous recombination. The record is from RefSeq and is a predicted model, not a curated record. Bases 129 to 3317 code for a protein of 1062 amino acids. Gene Ontology annotation, cellular component: nucleoplasm. NCBI's taxonomy places the organism in Eukaryota, Metazoa, Chordata, Mammalia, Rodentia, Cricetidae.
GCAGGGAGCAGGCAAGGUCCUCGUUCCUCCCCUGGAUUCCUCCUGGGUCCAGGAAGGCCCGGCGGGGUCCGCUUGACCACAGGCCUCAGGCUGCCGACUGCUGCUCCCUGCGCUUUGCGCCCAUCCGGAUGGAAGAGCUUUCCGGGAAGUCUCUCAGCUGUGCGGAGAAGGAAAAGUUGAAGGAAAAGUUAGCAUUUUUGAAAAAGGAAUACAGCAAGACACUUGCUCGUCUUAAGCGUGCCAAAAGAGCUGAGAAGGUUAAGAACUCUAAGAAAGCAAUAGAAGAUUGUGUGCCCCAUCAGGAAGCCUCCCCACAGCUAAGCCGCUCUGAAUCUAUAAAUGAAGGCUCUCCUCGUGAUACAUUACAAAUCAACCAUCUUGAUAAGGAAACUGGAGAAAACAUUUCUGUAAUACUUGAUGUUGAGCCUCAGUCCUUUAACCAUAAAAAUGGCCAAGAAGAUGUAUUAUGUACACAAAGAGCAGGUGACAUCCAAGAACAAUUUUUGCAUGGCAUCAGCAGUCCCGAUGGUAAGAAAGAGCAGAGUGCACUGCCAGAGAGAACACAGGAGCAGUGGAAGAAAACAUCUGUUUCACAGGAGAAAGAACAUUUCCUUGGCAUUAAUUCUCUCAUACUCCCUGACAAACAACGAAAGACACAGGAAGCCAGCAGCAGCAAAAGUCCUGGGUCCCUGGUGCCUGAAGAGAAUCGCCUUUUAAGUCUGAAGUCUAAAACUAAAACUCCUUACCCUCCAGCCCUUGAUACAGAAAUUGAUGGAGAGGGUGUAUUAAUUCCACCAUCUAGCAAAUUGGAAAGGGAUAUUGAUACAGCUGUAAGAGGAAAUAAUGUCUCCAUGGAGACUACAGUCCCUUCGUGCUCUGUGUCAGACAACAGUCAUAGUCAACAGCUUGAACCUACAUCUCCUAAUGGUUACUGCAAAAUUGCUACUCAGGGCCCAGCUUCAUCCAUAAAUGUGGAGGCACAAGGCAGAAAAAUGACUGUCUUUACCGGUAACCCAGUAGUAAAGAAAGCUGCUAGUGCCCCUGAUCAGCUGCCAGGAAGUCCUAAUUCAGAGGCAAGUAAUUCAUGUUCUUUAAAUGAUCUCAUUCACAGUAACUUGCCAGCAAAUACUACCCAAAACUUUAAAUCUUUACAAUUGCCUGGUAACACUGUUGAUGGUAGAAAUGAGGAUCUUGAGGAAGAUGAAAUUCUAGGUUCAUCUAAGAACCUCAGCCCAGCGGCAGUCUCUCCUCCCUCCACAGAAAGUCAAAUGCAUUCUUACACAGUGCUUGAAGGCCUUCUGUUUCCUGCAGAAUACUAUGUUAGAACUACCCGUCGUAUGUCAGACUGUCAGAGAAAAGUAGCUCUGGAAGCUGUAAUUCAGAGUCACUUGGGUGUCAAGAAGAAAGGGCUUAAAAACAAAACUAAAGCAACUAAGAAUGUAGUCCUCUCCGGUGAAGAAGCUGACCACAGCGAAAGUAGUAUGUUGGACACAUGCACAGGACGAUCCAGCUCAGGAAGUCCCUCUCAGGAACUAAUCUUGUCAGCUGAGGUCAGCUCUCCUACAGAACCUGCUGAAGCUGACAGCCAAUCUAGGAAAGCUACUACACCUGGCAGGACACACAGAGGAAAACGAAAAUCAGUCCAAGUCUCCACACUGGGUCGUUGUCAGCUGCUUUUCCCUCCUUGCCACAUACUGGCUCUUAACAUGUCCAAGGGCAGAGUCACCAAGCAUAAGUGGCAGAGUGGAAAAGUAACUAUUCACGACUUCGAGUUACCUGAUGAAGACUUUGGACCUCUUAAGCUCCAAAAAUUAAAGUCCUACUCAGAAAAACUGAUUGAGUCUCCUGACUCAAAAACCUUUGGAAAGAGACUUUCUAGGGAAGGAAAUUGUGCCACUCUGGAAGCACUGCAAAUAGAUUCAGAAGUGGAGGACUUGGAAGAGGAACUCACCGCUCCAUCAGAAGCACACCCUCCAGGGCCAACCCUGAAACGGCAGCCUCUGAGCAAAGGCCUUUCUUCAUCUGCAGUGCUUUUCACUCCUACAGAUACAGCUGCACCUAACCAUAGUGGCAGAUCUACUGCCUACCUGUGUUCACCUGCUUUCCCCAUCCUUGGCACGACUCCAGCUUUUGCCUCCCAAACCACCAGUGAGAAUGUAACCCUUGAAGUUGGACAGACUUGCUCUACAUCCCGACCUUCUCACUUGGGAGACACAAACAGUCUUGCUAAUAGCAAUAAACAAUGCAACAGUUCAGUCAGCUCACCAAAACUGGAUACCAACCUGCAUGUGUCAGGUAGGCAAGGACAACCUACCUGUGACAGUGAAUCUGGCCCCCAAGCAACACCUUUGCCCAAUGAGUCAUUCACUUCCAGAGAAAAUCAGCUCUGUGGAAAUGCAUGCCUCGAGUUACAUGAACAUUCCAUUGAACAGACUGACGUUGCAGGCCUCCCUGCUCAGGACACCUGGAACCCAAGCAGCCUACAGUUAGUCUCAAAGAUCAAGGUACCAGUAUUACAAAUAGUUCCAGUGCCUGAUGUUUACAAUCUUAUAUGUGUAGCUUUGGGAAAUUUGGAAAUCAGAGAAAUCAGGGCAUUGCUGUGUUCCUCUGGGGAUGAAAGUGAAAAGCAAGUAUUACUGAAAUCUGGAAAUAUAAAAGCUGUGCUUGGCCUAACAAAGAGAAGACUGGUUAGUAGCAUUGGAACCUUUUGCAGUCAACAAGUACAAAUUAUGACAUUUGCCGAAGAUGGAGGUAGCAAAGAUGAACAGCUUUUGAUGCCCCCUGAUGAGACUAUACUGACUUUUGCUGAAGUCCAAGGGAUACAGGAUGCUCUGCUUGGCACCACUACUGUGAACAACAUUGUGAUCUGGAACUUAAAAACUGGCCAACUCCUGAAAAAGGUGCACGUUGAUGACUCUUACCAAGCUUCGGUCUGUCACAGAGCCUAUUCUGAGAUGGGGCUCCUAUUUGUUGUUCUGAGUCAUCCUUGUGCCAAAGAGAGCCAGGCCUUUGGAAGCCCCGUGUUUCAGCUUCUGGUGAUUAACCCUAAGACGGCUCAGAGUGUGGGCAUUCUGCUGUGCUGCCUUCCUCAAGGGCAAGCUGGAAGGCUCCUGGAAGGGGAUGUGAAGGAUCAUGUCGCAGCAGCAGUCCUGACUUCUGGGACGAUUGCCGUUUGGGACCUGACACUGGGUCACUGCACUGCUCUCCUCCCACCUGUCUCUAAUCAGAAUUGGUCUUUGGUUAAGUGGUCAGUUACAGAUUCUCACUUGCUAGCUGGACAAAAAGAUGGAAAUAUAUUCAUAUACCGCUACUUUUAAGUUAAGAGGCAAAUAGUUUCUGGGUAUUUUGCCUUUGAAUAGUUUUUUGAAAAAGAAUACAAUAUCUAAGAGAUAUUUAACAUGAUUGCCUGAUGGUUGCACUACUGACAAUAUUUGCUUGUUUGUUUUGGUGGUAUGGUUUUAAGUCCAUAUUUGCACAUUUGCUAUUAUAGGUGUACAUAAACAGUAAAUGUUAAUAAAUAUUUAUUUUGAUACA